Nymphaea colorata (pocket water lily) is the source of this 2396-nucleotide messenger RNA. RefSeq lists its product as uncharacterized. The record is from RefSeq and is a predicted model, not a curated record. Bases 907 to 1875 code for a protein of 322 amino acids. Lineage: Eukaryota; Viridiplantae; Streptophyta; Magnoliopsida; Nymphaeales; Nymphaeaceae. The transcript has 2 exons.
AGAGGGAAUGCAUUGAAUACUGGGAAUGGCGAGUAUGGAGUCGUAACUGGUAAAUUCAUUCUAAACGGUAAGAACACAAUCGUGUCUCUUCUAGAGAGAGAGAGAGAGGGAGUCGUCUUUUGCGUGGUAAUUACCGAACCACUGUGCGUUACGAUUUGCACGCCUGAAGUAGUUACCAAUAUUCAAGCAGUGUCCGCUCACCUUCUGCAACAUGCCCUUCUCAGAAUACCACCAAAACUCUCUCUCUCUCUUUCUCUCUGAAGCCCCUCACCUCAUCUUCGGCCUGCCCCCUUAUCUGAUACACCAAAAACAUCACUCUCUCUCUCUCUGUCUCUGGACCAGCAAUUCUGCCUCUUCUUAUUCUUAUAGCUUCCUCUUAUUCAAAAGCUUCUGCACCCUUAUCUGAAACACCACCAAGAACCUCUCUAUCUCCCUCUCUCAUGCCGUCUGGUCCCACAUCGUUCUGAUGAUGUACGGCAGUACGGGCCUUAAUUGCUGACGGAAUAUUAGAACCAUUCGGUAGUUCAGUCAUUGAGUCGAGUAAGUUCCUCUUUUUGGUUGUUCAGUUGGUGGGAUGCUUUGGGCGUGCAUUUGCGUGUACCGUUGAUCAGGAGGGGAUCUUUGGUUAUUGUCCGUUGCGAAAUUUCUUGCUACUGAUUCCGGUGUAUGUGUAGGGGUGCUGAAGAAAUCUUUAAUCUCAGAAAGAUCCACCAAGGGAAUGGAACAAUAUCUGCUUACUUAAGUUUGUCUGUGUAGCUUCAGUUAAUCUAGUGAGCCAGUGUGAAGUUCUUUUGGGGAUUGAAGCAAGAUUAAUAUGUGCAGUUCUUGGAUCUUGUAUCCUGUUUCUUUCACUUGCAUGGUCGAUUCCUAGAAUUUUUGGAAUAUUUGAAUGCUAUUGAGGAAUAAAUGGGAAAAACACCAGCAUUUAGUUGCACGGAACAGAGUAGAAAAUUUGAAUGUAGAUGUGUUUCUUAUGACUCGCUUAUGUUGAAUACGGUGAUCUUGGUCCUGUUCUUCUUCUUGGGGUGGAAAAUCUUUGAAAUUAGUACCCAGUGCAAGUCUCUGAACAGGUGCUAUGGUCAGCUCGAGAAGAAUCUAGCUGAUGGCUUCAGAUGUGAUGGAAGGGGAUCUUUAAAUGGAUACCUGGCAGAUUCAAAGGGACUCACUAUGGGAAAUCAUGAUGGAACCAGAGAGUCUGAUCAAGCAAGAGAGGGGACCUCUGGAAAUGGAUCACCAAUGUGCAAUGACUCUUUCGUUUCUUGUUCCUGUGAAGAGUUUCCCAUGAGCAGAUGCAGGGAUGGCAGCACUGGCAUUAGAAUGCAAGACUUGAUCGAUGACAACCAUGACGAGGCUGAUCUGAACCUGGAAAUUUCAGCUGAUCGAAGGAUGGCGGAGAUUGAAGUUCAUGAAAAUCCUGAAGGUGAACAGGAUCUGGAUUCUGCUGCAUUGAGAAGGGCGAUAAAAAUUGAACAAGGUUACCGGGCUGCGGCUUAUUUGGAGCUUGAAAAGGAGAGGAAAGCUGCUGCUUCUGCUGCUCACGAGGCAAUGGUGAUGAUACUUCGACUACAAAAUGAGAAACAUUUAAUAGAGUUGCAAGCACAACAGCAACAAAGAGAAGCCCAACAGAGGCAGCUUUAUGAUGAAGAAGUGAUUCAGUCACUUCGUGAAAUUAUAUCAAAACAGGAACUAGAAAGGGAAGAACUAGAGGACCAGUUAACGAAGAUGCGAAGGAAAGUGUAUUCUGCUAAUUCUGCUGAUGACGUUGAUCAAUGGAUUAGGAACAUGUCAGCCCCAUCUACACCUAUUCCCGAAAAUAACAUAUCUGACCAUGUGUGUGGUUUCAUGAAGGAUGCAGAAGCUCAUCAGGCUUCUUAAUACAGCAGCACCGUAUUGACCGGAUGCCUUUGGCAGAUGAUGAAUCCUCUACAGGGGAACAGGGCCAAGAAGCUUAAGUACUUGGUGGAGGAAACAAAUACUCCAUCAACCUCCAAAAUUUCUACUUCUUUAUGGGUCUUGUGGAGUUGGUUUGAGUGGAGGGCCAAGAUCGAAUUUCCAAGUGAUUGCUUUUUCUUUACUCUCUAUUUCAAAUUUUGACCAUUCAGGUGUACAGCAGAAGUGGCAAUUAUCAAGCUGAUAAAGAAAGCUUUGAUGCAAACAGCUACUGGUCAUUGAAGCCAUUAAUGCACCAAGUUGAUCGCCAUUUAGAUGGAAAGUCUUGAACUGCCUUAGAAUUGACGCGUUCUGAACAGUGCUCGUGUAGUCAUUAAGUGGUUUAAUCUUUGUACGAAGAGGAAGAAAUUAGGGAUCGCAUUAUAUGCUUCUUCACAAUAUCUUUUAAGACUUGAGAAUUAAUCAGUUUUGCAAUAUACGAAAAGGAAAUUGAAGCUUGAUAGAUA